This is a messenger RNA of Canariomyces notabilis, 2112 nucleotides long. RefSeq lists its product as uncharacterized. The record is from RefSeq and is a predicted model, not a curated record. Gene Ontology annotation, cellular component: nucleus. Gene Ontology annotation, molecular function: DNA binding; zinc ion binding; DNA-binding transcription factor activity, RNA polymerase II-specific. Gene Ontology annotation, biological process: DNA-templated transcription; regulation of DNA-templated transcription. Lineage: Eukaryota; Fungi; Ascomycota; Sordariomycetes; Sordariales; Chaetomiaceae. The coding region runs from base 1 to 2112 and encodes 703 amino acids. The transcript is spliced from 2 exons.
AUGAGUGCCUUGCCCAUUCCACCCAACCGGCCUGCCAGCACGUGCAUCACGUGUCGAGCCCGCAAAGUCCGAUGCGACGGCCGCCGAGUGACUUGCAGCAAUUGUGACCGCUUGAGCCUGCCUUGCUCGUACGACGGCAAUGUUGGCGUCGAUAUCGUUUACGGUGACUCAGGUCACGGCACUGCAACUGCAACCGCCAUCUCGGUACCCCGCCGUCGAGCCCGCCAGGCAUGCCAAAACUGCCACGCCCGAAAGGCACGCUGCAGUGGCUCGUUGCCCAGUUGCGACCGCUGCCGUGGCCAAGGUCUUGAGUGUGUCUACCGCCCCACGAAGCGGUCCCUUCCGUUGCCGGGUCCUGCUACCACCGCUGCCUCCCCAGCCGGAGCCAUCAACGACAAUAUUCAGACGGCCCUGAGCUCGCCCAACGACCACGGCACGCCGCGCACCAGGACUGCCAGUCCUGCCGCUACCCUAGGCCAGCUGGAUCCCGGCGAGGCGCUUACUCUCCGGGCUUUUGACAACUUCUUCCGCCACAUCCACCACAUCCCGGUGUUUUCCUUUUUGCAUCGCGCCUCCGUCAUGCAGCGAUACCAUUCUGGAUCGCUGGCCCGCUCUCUCGUGCUCGCCUUGGUCGGCAUUACGGCCCUGCUCACCGACCUUGGCCCCGGUACUGAGGAGUACGGCAAUCAAUGUGUCGAAGAAGCGGUAUCUCUGUGCUUAGCCGAGCUCGAAAAACCCACCAUCCACUGCCUGCAGACGCUGGUCAUUGCCGUCAAACAUCGCAUCCUCUCGAAGCGGUACUCGGGCGCCUUCAUGCUGCAUGCCAUCGCCAGCCGUUUCGCCACAGCCCUCAGGCUGAAUCACGAAAACCCAGAGCUCUGCUUCCUCGCGCGUGAGUCUCGCCGUCGACUCAUGUGGUCGCUUUAUAUGAUUGAUUCCUUCAUAUCGGCCGGCCAGCGGGAUCUGGCCCUGUGGCCUGAUGCCGAACAUCAGAUCCAUGUGCAGCUCCCCUGCAAUGAACGAAAUUUUGAGUUUGACCUGCCCGAGCCGACUGAGCCCCUUAGACCGCCGGCCUUGGCUCCUGGGGGAACCAUCCCACCGUUGCCAGACGUGCUUGGUUUCAUGGCUCUGCAUGUCCGCAUCCACUGGAUGCGCACUCGAAUCCUGCAGUGCACAUCCAACGUGGCGGCCUCGCCAUCCGAAGAUGCCAUAGCGAUGCUGCCCUCGCAAUGUGCCGAUCUGGCUACCGAGCUAGAGGCUUUCGAGGCGAGGUUGCCGGCCUCGUUCCGCUGGUCUGAAGCUAACCUGGGUCUUCGCACGUAUUCCCCCAGGCUGGCCAUCUUCAUCAUGACCCAUGUCUGGUGGAGGCAAUGCCACCUCGACCUCUACCGCCUCUUUCUCCCCGGCUUGAGGGAAGCGCUCGCGCCGGCCGCGAUGCAGCAACUGGAUCCUCAUUUCGUUGCGCACAAGCGGCGGAGCUGCUAUGAACACGCCAGGGCCAUGGCCGACAUGUUUGCGCAGCUCCUGAGCCUGGGGAGCAGCGUCCCCGUCACAGACAUAGACCUGCCCGCGUGUGCCUUCCAGUGUUUGAGGGUCUUGUACCACUGCUUGCAAACGGAGGGGCCUGAUCAUGGAUUCACUCCAGAACGAGUGCAGGAGCUCGCCGCUGUCUGCCUCAAGACCGCUCGGCAGUGCACCGCCGGGCCGGCGUCUGCUAGCAUUCAAGCCGACAUCGAACGGCUCAUUGCAAACGGGCUGUUGCUGCCCGAAGAUUCCCCCGUUUGGCCAGGCCGCGCUCGUGGCUCGGCCGUCGCAGUUGGCAUGCCAUAUCUUGAUGAAUCGAUACCCAAUGAAACUCCCGUAGAGUCUUUUCAGCUGCCUGUGGCAGCACCAACAAUCGGCUCCACGGCUGCUGGAAGCGUGCCCAUGACGGAGACAUUGGUAGCCAGCGCAGCUCCUGCUUCUCAGGCCAGCGUAGGAACAAGCGCGAGUAAUGCGUUUGAGGAAAUAGCGGACGGGUUCAACUUUGGCCCCGAUCUGUUUGGGCCAGAGUCCCUGUCGGCGUUUCCAGGCUGGUCGACCAUGGGUCAUUUCCCUGGAAGCAGCAUGUGA